Molecule: messenger RNA, 4575 nt
Organism: Kwoniella shivajii
Lineage: Eukaryota; Fungi; Basidiomycota; Tremellomycetes; Tremellales; Cryptococcaceae
Exons: 16
Coding region: 1-4575 (1524 amino acids)
Biological process (GO): microtubule-based movement
Molecular function (GO): ATP binding; microtubule binding; microtubule motor activity
Source: RefSeq, a predicted model, not a curated record
AUGUCAUUAUCCCCAAGCAAACGAACGCUAUCUCGUCAACCAUCUUCUCCAUCUCUCGCGGUGGGGAUACCCCCAGCACUACCUGAGUCCAACAUCAUGCAGCCUUCCUCGCCGUCCAAAAUGUCAAAGAGCAAAUCUCGCAAACGGAUACACCGCGGUGAUGUGUCUUCGUCUGCCGCAUCAUCCGAGGACGAGAGUGCCACGCCCAAGAGGAAGAUCUUAAACCCUAUCGAUGCUCCUCUCCCUCCAUCAACAGGGAUAAGAUCAAAACAGAAAAUGACGCUGCAAGAGAGACUUGCAGCAGCUGCAUCUGCCAAAGCGGAAAGCUCUGGCGCAAAGGGGAGAGCCAGGAGUAUAACGGACAUAAGUUGCUCCGUUAGCGAACCAGCAACCCUCGGGGAGAAUCUGACCUCGAUUGUACAUACCCGCUCGGAGAUACUACCUUCUCGGCACGGAGGAUCCGCUAGUGACAAGGUAGUAGUCUGUGUCAGAAUCAAACCUACCCAUAGUCCAUUCGCAAACGUCGCAUAUGCCAUGUCAUCUACAUCUCUCACACUGUCAGAUGAACACCCUAAAGUGAAACAAAGAGGUGGAAAGGCGGGCAGGGAAGAUGACAAGCUUCUUCGAUUCCCUUCCACGACUCCAGAACUAUAUGAGGAGAAAGUAGCACCGUUGGUGGACAAAGCGAUGAACGGGUUCAACAGUACCAUCUUUGCUUACGGUCAAACAGGGAGUGGUAAAUCCUUCACUAUGGACACCGAACGCGCCUUUCUCCUCCGAGUCUCCUACAUCGAAAUUUACAACGAAACACUGCGUGACCUCUUGAAUUUCAAAAAAGGUCCUCUCAAGGAUGACGAAAAGCCUGCCAUUCAUCUAUCAAAGGGUAAAGUAUAUGUCGACCCGUUGAUGGAGGAGAUUGUAUCCACACCUCAGGAUGUCAUUGACCUCCUGGAUAAGGGAAACGCACAACGAAGAAUAGGUGCGACUGAUUGGAACGAAAGAUCCUCACGGUCCCACUGUGUUUUCACUAUCGUCAUCGAGUCUAGGCCACGAGACGGUGAUGGAGAUGAAGACAUUAGGUUAUCCCGACUGGACUUGGCCGGUUCUGAGAAAGCGGUUUCUGAUUCUGAAAGGCGAGGCGAGGGAAAGCAUAUCAACCAAAGCCUUGCGAGAGGUCAUCAACAAAUUGACAGAAAGAACCAAAGCAACACAUAUACCUUAUCGAAACUCGAAACUGACUCAUCUGCUCGAGAAUGCUCUGGGCGGAGACUCCAAUAUCUGCGUUAUCUGCACGUGAAAGAGGAACACUGCGCAGAGACCCUCGAAACGUUGAAAUUCGCUGGACGAUGUUCGCAGGUCAAGACCAAUGCAAAGAAGAACAUUUUACAAUCGUCCGAGAGAGCUUUGAUCAAGGCCAAGGAUGAAGAAAUCGAGGGUCUCAAACAGCGGCUCGCGGGGCUGACCAAUGGAAUUCCCCCAGCCAUUGACCCCAUAUCUGACCUCGUCGAGUCCGUCGCGGCCAUGGAAGCGCGAAAAUCAAGACUGAUCACUCAAUUGGCGAAACUCAACGGGGAAAUCCUCACAUCUGAACUACCUCGAUCUGGUUCGAUACUUCCAUUGUCCCCCCCAAAACCAAAAAGACGACGCAUCAGUGACUUCUCUGCCCUUAUGGCUGCUGGCUCCAGUAGAAUGGGGCUUGGACUGGGUACACCCAAGAAGACAAUAGACCGGAGAGCUAUCAGUGGCAUGGCCAGAGUCACAGAGGAAGGCGAGGAAAUGGCCGGUAUCAUGGGGACUUUGGAAAAAGCUGCUGGCGGCAUGGUAGCAAAGAGCUUUGAUCAAGAUCGAGCACUGGCGGCUGCGAGACGUAACCUGGCCGCUAAAGAAGAAGAGUUGGCACUGGCAAAUCGGAACCUUGCUUCAGCACUUGCUCGUGCAUCCCAGCUAUCCGAACGUGACGCCAAAAUCACCUCACUCGAAGUCGAGCUCAGACAAACAUUGAGAGCUUUAUCUGACACCCAGCAAUCGUUACAACGCACCGAAGCAGAGCUGCAGGACAAGAUAUCUCAAUCUGAAGGCAAUCGAACAGAAUUGGUAUCAACUAUAGAGGACAAAACCAAGCGCAUUGACGAGCUGGAAAGCAAGAUUUUCGAUUUGCGAAACAGCAGGGAAGAGUUAGUCAUCGAAGACCAAAUCCGGCUUGAUAAAGUACAUGGCGAUAUGGUGAGAGAAAAACAAGAGCUUCAGUCAGAAAUUGAUAGAUUGAAGAAACAAGCGGAUGCAUCUCAGCUAGAAAAGGAAGAGUCGGUUCGAAGAUUGGAGUCAGAAAUUGCCUCUGGGACCAACGAACACGCUUCCGCGCGUGCUGCUCUCGAAGCUAAAGCGGAAGAAUAUAAAAUAUCGCUUUCCACCGUCAACGCUCAGCUGAACGAUCUUGUCACCUUUCACAGCACACAAAUCUCAAAUAUCCAGACUGAAAAAGGGUUGGCGGAGCGUCAGCGAGAUGAAGCUCGAGCUGAUCUCGAUCGUUUCCAGCAAGAGGCAAUGUCACAAGAGUCAAAUGUAUUAGCAGGAUUAAGGGAGGAGAUUGGAAAUCUCAGAAGAGCACGGGAUGAGGAUAAAGUCGCGUGGGAGAAACAGCGUUUGGAAUUGGAAGGCUCAAUAUCGGAGGAGAAGAAAUUAUCCGGCGGACUGGUUCAACAGCUAGUUCAGUCGAAGUCCAACAUCUCUCAAGCUGAAGAAAGGGAAAGCAGAUUGAAAGAGGAAUUGGCCGAAGCACUGAAAACCAUGAGCGCGGCCGCCGGAACUUUGAGAGAACAGCUGCAAUCGAGCGAGAACGACAGACUUCAUUUGACCACAAAGCUGGAAUCUGCGCUAAAGACCAUAGAUCUCACUACCAAAGCCAAUAGUCAACUCGAGGAUCGCCUUCGAACUGAGAUGGAAGCAACGGUCAGCAGUCGACUGGCUGAAGCUGGCGGAGCAGCCAAGCAACUUCAAGCCGAAACAGCAGCCCGAACAAGCGCCGAAACUCGACUUGCUGAACUCGUUCUCGACAAUCAAGAUAAGAGUUCCACCAUCUCUCGAUUGUCCGUACAGCUCACAUCAUCUAAAGUACUCGAAGAAAAGCUCUUAGCAGCUCAAAACGAUCUCGAGGUGCAAGAAAAGCGAUUAGAAUCGGAAACUGUUGCUCGACAGGAUGCUGAAAGGAGGAUUACCAAACUGGCACAGCUCGCGGCUCAGGGUGAGACAGAAAAAGAGAAAUUGCUCAAAAAGGAGCAAGGAGCUAGGAUUGAAGCUGAGAAGAGAGUUGAACAGCUGGCUGGCCAGCGGGUUGCGGCUUUGGAGGGAAUCAAAGAGAUGAGAACGAAGCUUGAUAGCGAAGUGGCCGCACGGAAAGAAGCAGAACAGGUUUACGAAGAAAAGGUUGAGACCGCCAACCGUCAAUUGCGCAAGGCCACAGGGCAAGUCGCAUCCCUUUCGGUCUGCGUCAAGGAAAAAGACGAUUUGGUCAGAGCUGCCGCCUUGGCUCGGGAAGAAGUGGAACAUCAACUGAAGCACUUCACGAAGGUCCAUCUUACCUUAUCCUCUGCUUUGGAGGAGAAGAACGACGAGCUGGAAGCUUUACGUAUUGCCCAAGACUCAGCUCAUCAACAGUUCGCUUCGCUAUCAUCACAAACGAAAAAUCAUACCAACCUCGAAGAUCAGCUUCACGACGAGAUCGCCGCCCGAAAAGCUGCUGAAUUACACCUCGCGCAAGUUUCCCAAGAGCUGGUCACGAAACACGAGUCUGCACAACAAAUUCUCGAGGAAGAACUCUUCUCCCUUCGUCAGCUGUUAGUCACGGCUCAAAAGGAAGCAAGCGAUAUGCGUGCAGAGACGAACUCUCAUCGAGAAAACGCAGAUCGACUCUCAUCAGACUUGGCCAAUAUGAAAUCACGAGACGUCACCAUCACUUCGAUCUCGUCCCGAGUGCGUCACUCUGCUCCUGAUAUGUCGAACGAACCCAGGCGAAGUGCAUCAGGUAAUCACGUAAGUUUACUGAACGAAAGAGGCGAAAUCGAAAGGCUGGAAAAGAUCAUCGAGGUGCAGAAAGAAAUCAUAGACGAGCAGAGGGAGAGAAUAGAGCGAUGGGCAAAGGAAAUGGAAAAACAACGAGAGUUUGUUCGUCUACUCACCAAUGACAACUCCAAUGCUGCCUCUGCCCAAAUCCCCCUCCGAGCUAAUUCUCCCCGUGGUCAUGGGAAAUCUCAUUCAAUCUCACACUCCCCGAUACCUUCCAAUCUUCCAGGGACCAAAGGUCUUGUGUCGACUUUUACCGCCAGAAACCUUGCCUUGCCAACAAGUCCGAGUCCCCUUCCGAUGCACCCUACUCAAUUCAACAACAUCUCGUCGAAGAGGAGUCGAAGGGUGACAAUUGAGCAUGACAUUGAUCGAUUGACUGAAACAAGCAGCGUGAACAAAGCGAAAGCAAUAUUCGAAUCACCCGAUAAGCAAGCUGUACCUUCUACACCGCCAAAAAUUCCCCUUCGAGCGACGCAUUCGGUCAGGUCAGCCCCCAGGCGGCGUCGUCCUUGA